UCUCUCCCCCUCCCUCCCGUGCACGCGCUUGGAGUCCGCAACUCUCGCGAGAGAAGCGAGAUUUAUUCCUACGUACCGGGCCGUGCUGCUUAUGGCGGCGCUGGAGAGGGGGCGCUGAGCUGUUGGGUAUGAAGUGUAACAGAACAGACUUUACCACCUGAAACUGCUGCUUCAAGUUCAGAUCAGGCAAGGAACAAACCUCGUAACACCAUCAAGACCAAAGAAGAGUACACUUAAGUUGAAGACACAACACUUGAUCUGAAACAAGAAGUUUGUGCCUACUCAACAGCUUUGAAAGAGCACUUCCCAACGCUGCUAGUAGUCUUUGUUUUCUUCAGUGCUGUACUGUGAGAUUGCCCGGUGCAGCAGCAGUUGUAUUCUUUAUUAGCUUGGUAGAUCAUUUUCUCUCGCUCUUUUUUUUUUUUUUUUUAAUACUAGCAAUUUUCAUCCUUUGAAACUUGUGCUGAAAAAGAAGAAUCAGCAAAUACUACUGAAAGUGCAAUAUUUGAUUAUCACUGCGAGAUGAGCUUUGAUCCAAACCUUCUUCACAACAAUGGACACAAUGGGUACCCCAAUGGUACUGCAGCAGCACUGCGUGAAACCGGGGUUAUUGAAAAACUGUUAACCUCUUAUGGAUUUAUUCAGUGUUCAGAACGUCAAGCUAGACUUUUCUUCCACUGUUCACAGUAUAAUGGCAACCUGCAAGACUUAAAAGUAGGAGAUGAUGUUGAAUUUGAAGUAUCAUCUGACCGGCGGACUGGGAAACCCAUUGCUAUUAAACUGGUGAAGAUAAAAACAGAUAUCCUCCCUGAAGAACGAAUGAAUGGACAAGUUGUGUGCGCUGUUCCUCACAACUUAGAGAGUAAAUCUCCAGCUGCCCCGGGUCAGAGUCCAACAGGGAGUGUAUGCUACGAACGUAAUGGGGAAGUGUUUUAUCUGACUUACACCCCUGAAGAUGUUGAAGGGAAUGUUCAGCUAGAAACUGGAGAUAAAAUAAACUUUGUAAUUGAUAACAAUAAACAUACUGGUGCUGUAAGUGCUCGUAACAUUAUGCUGUUGAAAAAGAAACAAGCCCGCUGUCAGGGAGUAGUUUGUGCUAUGAAGGAGGCGUUUGGCUUUAUUGAAAGAGGUGAUAUUGUGAAAGAGAUAUUCUUUCACUAUAGUGAAUUUAAGGGUGACCUAGAAACCUUACAGCCUGGAGAUGACGUGGAAUUCACAAUCAAGGACAGAAAUGGUAAAGAAGUUGCAACAGAUGUCAGACUAUUGCCUCAAGGAACAGUCAUUUUUGAAGAUAUCAGCAUUGAACAUUUUGAAGGAACUGUAACCAAAGUUAUCCCAAAAGUACCCAGUAAAAACCAGAAUGACCCAUUGCCAGGACGUAUCAAGGUUGACUUUGUGAUUCCUAAAGAACUUCCCUUUGGAGACAAAGAUACAAAAUCCAAGGUGACUCUGCUGGAAGGCGACCAUGUUAGGUUUAAUAUUUCAACAGACCGACGAGACAAACUAGAACGAGCAACCAACAUAGAAGUUCUAUCAAAUACAUUUCAGUUCACAAAUGAAGCCAGAGAAAUGGGUGUGAUUGCCGCCAUGAGAGAUGGUUUUGGUUUCAUCAAGUGUGUAGACCGUGAUGCUCGUAUGUUCUUCCACUUCAGUGAAAUUCUGGAUGGGAACCAGCUCCAUAUUGCAGAUGAAGUAGAGUUUACUGUGGUUCCUGAUAUGCUCUCUGCCCAAAGAAAUCAUGCUGUUAGGAUUAAAAAGCUUCCCAAGGGCACGGUUUCAUUCCAUUCCCACCCAGAUCAUCGUUUUUUGGGCACUGUAGAAAAAGAAGCCACUUUUUCCAAUCCUAAAACCACUAGCCCAAAUAAAGGCAAAGAGAAGGAGGCUGAGGAUGGCAUUAUUGCUUAUGAUGAUUGUGGAGUGAAACUGACUAUUGCUUUUCAAGCCAAGGAUGUGGAAGGAUCUACUUCUCCUCAAAUAGGAGAUAAGGUUGAAUUUAGUAUUAGUGAUAAACAGAGGCCUGGACAGCAGAUUGCAACUUGUGUGCGACUUCUGGGUCGUAAUUCCAACUCCAAGAGGCUCUUGGGUUAUGUGGCAACUCUGAAGGAUAAUUUUGGAUUUAUUGAAACAGCCAAUCAUGAUAAGGAAAUCUUUUUCCAUUACAGUGAGUUCUCUGGUGAUGUUGAUAGCCUGGAACUGGGGGACAUGGUCGAGUAUAGCUUGUCUAAAGGCAAAGGCAACAAAGUCAGUGCAGAAAAAGUGAGCAAAGCACACUCAGUGAAUGGCAUUACUGAGGAAGUUGAUCCCACCAUCUACUCUGGUAAAGUCAUUCGCCCCCUGAGGGGUGUUGAUCCAACACAGAUUGAGUACCAAGGAAUGAUUGAGAUCGUGGAGGAGGGGGAUAUGAAAGGUGAGGUCUAUCCAUUUGGCAUAGUUGGGAUGGCCAACAAAGGGGAUUGCCUGCAGAAAGGAGAGAGUGUCAAGUUCCAAUUGUGUGUCCUAGGCCAAAAUGCACAAACUAUGGCCUACAAUAUCACACCUCUGCGUAGGGCCACAGUGGAGUGUGUGAAGGAUCAGUUUGGCUUCAUUAACUAUGAAGUAGGAGAUAGCAAGAAGCUCUUUUUCCAUGUGAAAGAAGUUCAGGAUGGCAUUGAGCUACAGGCAGGAGAUGAGGUGGAGUUCUCAGUGAUUCUUAAUCAGCGCACUGGCAAGUGCAGCGCCUGUAAUGUUUGGCGAGUCUGUGAGGGCCCCAAGGCUGUUGCAGCUCCUCGACCUGACCGCUUGGUCAACCGCUUGAAGAACAUCACCCUGGAUGACGCUAGUGCUCCUCGCCUAAUGGUUCUUCGUCAGCCAAGGGGACCAGAUAACUCAAUGGGAUUUGGUGCAGAAAGAAAGAUCCGUCAAGCUGGAGUCAUUGACUAACCACAUCUAGAAAGCACAUCAUUAAUCCACUAUGAUCAAGUUGGGGGGAUUCUGGUGAAGGGUUCUGAAUAUCUCCCUUUUCAUCCCUCCCAAAAUCUGGAAUACUUACUCUAUUGAGCUAUUACACCAGUUUUAACACCUUCCUCGUGUUAUGUUUAAAAAAAUAAAUAAAUUUAAGAAAACCAUUUUAAAAUUAUGCACAGUUGCAGCCUGGAAAACUUAAGGUGGCGCCUUAUAGUAUCAAUUUUAGGAGCUUUCUUUGGUGCAUUUAACGCAACUGGUAAUUGCAAAAUCCACUUCGCCUGUGUAAGUGAAAAAUAGACUGUUAUCUUGUUGGCCCUAUGAAAUUCUGCACUUGAUAUUUAGUAUAUACUCUACCUUCAUUACUUCUGGCAAGAUGUUCUGCCUUAGCACUCAGUUGCAUUCUUUUCCUUUCCUGUUCAUUAUGCUUUAAUUCUGAGGACCAUAUGAGGGUAGAAUAUAUUACUUUUUAAAAAUAACAGAAAUCUGUAUGGGCAAACCAUUUUCUUAAGUUGAUGGCCAAAUGUUAAACUGUUAUUUUUCAUAUCAUUUAUAAUCUUGUCACAAUCCACUUAACGAAGUUUGAUUAGAUUUCAGUGAAAAUUAUCUUCCAGAGUAGUUUUUUUUUCCCUGGGAUGGGGGGUAACUUUACUACAGUUAGUACUAUGGUGCAGAAUUUCAUGCAAAUGAGGUAUGCCAGCAGCGUGAUAAUUUAAACGUAUUUAAACAAAAACAAAAAAGACGAAUGCACAAACUUGCUGCUGCUUAGAUCACUGCAGCUUCUAGGACCCAGUUUCUUUUACUGAUUUAAAAACAAAAUGAAAAAAAAAUAAAAAAAAUUGUGCCUGAAAUGAAUCUUGUUUUUUUUUUUUUUUUUUUUUUUUAAAUAACUAGCUGCCUGGUUCCUGUGUCCUGUAGAAUACAGGCACUUGACCCUUGGCGUAGCUUCUGUUCGACUUUAUAUCACGGGAACGGAUUGGUCUGAUUUCUUGGCCCUCAUCUUAAAUUGGGCACAUACAGGGUCCCUGGCCAGUGGACUGAAGGCUUUGUCUAAGAUGACAAGGGUCAGCUCAGGGGAUGGGGGGGCGCUUUUAUCUUCCCCGCUGUCGAUUGAGGUUUUGAUCUCUGGGUAAAAAGGCCGUUUAUCUUUGUAAACACAAAACAUUUUGUUUUCUCCAGUUCUCUGUUAAUGGCGAAAGAAUGGAAGCGAAUAAAGUUUUACUGAUUUUUGAGA
Messenger RNA from Galeopterus variegatus (Sunda flying lemur), 4174 nucleotides. RefSeq names its product cold shock domain containing E1, RNA-binding (gene CSDE1). The coding region runs from base 523 to 2919 and encodes 798 amino acids. Lineage: Eukaryota; Metazoa; Chordata; Mammalia; Dermoptera; Cynocephalidae. The transcript is spliced from 20 exons. The record is from RefSeq and is a predicted model, not a curated record. Gene Ontology annotation, molecular function: nucleic acid binding.